This is a messenger RNA of Selaginella moellendorffii, 608 nucleotides long. RefSeq lists its product as uncharacterized. The record is from RefSeq and is a predicted model, not a curated record. The coding region runs from base 118 to 540 and encodes 140 amino acids. The transcript is spliced from 2 exons. NCBI's taxonomy places the organism in Eukaryota, Viridiplantae, Streptophyta, Lycopodiopsida, Selaginellales, Selaginellaceae.
CAUUUUUUUCAAUUGAUUGUGCGGCUACAACCAAGCGCGAAGACAAUUUUGCGUCGCGUCCCUCAGAGACUACAAUGACUAGCUGGACAUCAGUGACCUCUCGUUUCAAUAUGGUCCAUGGCAUCAUUGUGGCUGAGACGGGAGGCGCUCGCAAGGCUGUGGAGAUUAGCACCGCUCUCCAGCAAGAGCAAGGCUGAAACGAGAGAAGCCAUAGAACAGGUAACAAGAAAUUCUUUUGGUAUCCCAGCGAGAAUUUGGAUCGAAACCUUCUGGAGCGUAUGCCAGUGGCGGGGAUGUUCAGCAGCCAACGAGGCAGCCCGAGCCGAUUGGACACAGCCUGCUCAACGGUGGCGCGGCCGACGAUCCAGAGGCGCAGAGGAUUCAAGAGAGCCGCCAUCGCAGGCAGGAAGUUUUCUCCAGCUUGUGGGACAAGCGAGGAACCGCUACUCAAUGGAUGAAGCAGCCGUGUUCUUGAAAGCUGAUGGUUUCGACAUCCUGAUUUUUCUAAGGAGAGCAAUUAUUCGAGAAGACAAGAGAUGAAAAAAAUCAUCCAUCUUAGGGCUUGGAAUUUGGAGAGGGCCGCCCUCAACUUCCACAAAUUACGACGU